Fusarium fujikuroi IMI 58289 is the source of this 486-nucleotide messenger RNA. RefSeq lists its product as uncharacterized. NCBI's taxonomy places the organism in Eukaryota, Fungi, Ascomycota, Sordariomycetes, Hypocreales, Nectriaceae. The transcript has a single exon. Bases 1 to 486 code for a protein of 161 amino acids. The record is from RefSeq and is a predicted model, not a curated record.
AUGUAUCAUGGAACUCACAAAGUCACCACAAGAUAUCUACCCCACCGGCAAGAGGCACUAGAGGUACUAUGCUGCACUCUGCUGCGAAAAGAAGAAUACGAUAACUAUGCUUUCGAUGUAGGUCUUUGCAUAGGCUGUUGGAUUCACCGGGAAUAUCCACGUGACGACAGAUACUGGAUGAUGCAAUGGUCACAAAAACCCUACGUUGGCGCGGUACUAUCCGAGUGGCAUGAAGUCGGUCGAAUCCACAAAGGCAAUAGGCUCUUUACAACCAAGGAUGGCUAUAUCGGCACGAUGCCAGAUGAUGUACCACCGGGAGAUGUGGUCUGUGUCCUUGCAGGCUCUGAAGAGCUUGCGGUUCUCCGCCCCGAGGAUGAUCACUACCUUUUUGUUGGGCGUUGCUUUAUGAUAGGUCUGAUGAAUGGUGAGGUCUCGGAAUUGCUGGCUUCAGGAAGAGCCAAAAUUGAGAAUAUCGAGAUCCGGUGA